Equus caballus (horse) is the source of this 1488-nucleotide messenger RNA. The record is from RefSeq and is a predicted model, not a curated record. Lineage: Eukaryota; Metazoa; Chordata; Mammalia; Perissodactyla; Equidae.
GGGCCUCCUAGGCUCCACCCUUUCUCCCUGCCCGUGAGAGGAACUUCCUUUUGUUUCUAACCCUUGGUACAGCACCCAGAGCCACUCUCCACCCUGUCUUGACAUCAUGACCGGCCUGAGCCCCUCACAGCUCCAGAAGUUCCAGGAGGAUGGAUUCCUGGUGCUGGAAGGAUUCUUGUCUGCAGAGGAGUGUGUGGCCCUGCAACAGAGGAUUGGCCAGAUAGUGGCCGAGAUGGAUGUCCCUCCCCACUGCCGUGCGGAAUUUCCUCCUCGCAUCCUCAACAAGGCAGAAGAGCAGCAGAAAACCCAGGUGGGCACCUGGGGCAGGCCCAGCUGUGACCCCGUGUCGCUGUCUCAGUCCCUCUGAUACCCCCUCUCCACAGGACAACACAGAGUAUUUCUUGAGCAGCGGCGACAAGAUUCGAUUCUUCUUUGAGAAAGGUGUUUUUGACGAGAAAGGAAAUUUCCUAGUCCCUCCGGAGAAAUCCAUCAACAAAAUUGGCCACGCUCUGCACGCCCACGACCCUGUCUUCAAGGGUGCCACCCACUCCUCCAAGGUGCAGGCCGUGGCCAGAAGUCUGGGCUUCCAUAUGCCUGUCGUGGUGCAGAGCAUGUACAUCUUUAAGCAACCUCGUAUUGGCGGCAAAGUCCCUGCCCACCAGGAUGCCACCUUCCUGUACACGGAGCCCCUGGGCCGGUUGCUGGGUUUGUGGAUCGCACUGGAGGACACCACGGUGGAGAACGGCUGCCUCUGGUUCAUCCCUGGCUCCCACACCAGUGGAGUGUCCAGAAGGAUGGUCCGGACCCCUGCUGGUUCCAUGACUGGGAUCUCCAUCCGGGGAUCAGACCCAGCCUGGGACAACAGCCUCUAUGUGCCCACAGAAGUGGGGAGAGGAUCCCUCAUCCUAAUUCAUGGAGAAGUGGUGCACAAGAGCGAGCAGAACCUGUCUGACCGCUCGCGCCAUGUCUACACUUUCCAUCUCAUGGAAGCCUCUGGCACCGUCUGGAGCCCAGAGAACUGGCUCCAGCCAACAGCUGAGCUGCCCUUUCCCCCACUGUACACCUAAGUGCCGUCUCAGGGUGGGGACACUGCCCCUCCUGGUGAAGCCGUGGGCUGCAAAUACCAGCGGGUCACCUGAACCCCCAGCUGCAACCAGGAAGCCGUAUCUCUCCUCCUGGGCUUUCCUUAUGCCAGUAUCUGCACCCCUCGGCCCUGCAGAUGUGGCUGGAGGUGACAGCCGGGCAGCAGGAGCCCGGGCUGGGUGGCCUUCUCAAGAUCUCUGUCUCUCUGCCUCCCCGCUGCCCAACACCACCUCCCUCUAGAGCCAGCCUCUCAGCCGUGAAAGGGUUCUGGCCACUUCCCUGCCGGCUUCUUACUCUUCUCUCCUCUCAGAUGGAAUUCUGAUGAUUACAGUGCAAGAUACUGAAUAAAAAUUACCCCUGAUUACUGAUGUGCUAGAUAUUGAAUAAAAAUGACCCCUAAAUGCA